Molecule: messenger RNA, 162 nt
Organism: Bipolaris oryzae ATCC 44560
Lineage: Eukaryota; Fungi; Ascomycota; Dothideomycetes; Pleosporales; Pleosporaceae
Exons: 1
Coding region: 1-162 (53 amino acids)
Source: RefSeq, a predicted model, not a curated record
AUGCAACCUUGUAUAGGGUUCUGUGUAGCACGGACGAGGUACCACGAUGCAAUGAAAGCGGUGAGCCGUGUUGAAAGUGUUCGGCGACCAUUUCGGGGGCCAGUUUGCAGAGCUGAGGACAGGCGUGAUACAGUGACUGCAUUGGAGGGGUGGGAGGAGUAA